AUGGACAGAUAUAAAUCUUUAGAGGCCCUCGCCCCAGCGGCCACAUCCAGCUCGAAUCCACAAAUGGCUUCACCACCCCACUAUUUUUAUCAUGAUCCAAGCGAAGCCAUGGACAGCGACGCCGAAAGCGAGGCGCUUUCCACAACGUCCAUGCCUCCGUUCAGUGCUACUCCCAGCGUUGCGAGUUCGCGUACCUCAUAUGACGCUGCUGCCGCCUCUACGAGAUCUGUUUCGCCUGUACCAUCUGUCAUCUCGAUGACAGACUCCGUGCGCAGUCAAAUCUACAGGAGCAAAUAUGGCCGCGAGUUUAACAAUUUUUCAGAUGUAUAUGCCCUGCCCGCGGACGAGGAAGAGAUGAAUCGCCUUGAUCAGCAACAUGCUAUAAUCGUUGAUGUCAUGGGUGAAAAAUACCCCCCACCUGUGGCGGACGUCAUGGCGGAUGAUGUUCCGGGAGAGAGAAAGGCGUGUCUGGAUCUUGGUUGUGGAAGUGGGGGAUGGAUAUUAGAUGUCGCACGCGAUUUUCCAAAUUGCAACGCUGUGGCAGUCGAUCUUAUACCCAUGCAAUCUUUAUCCAUGCCUCCUAACCUCAGGAGUGAGGUCGACGACAUCAACCUAGGUCUGGAACACUAUUAUGGCGAUUUCAAUGUUGUCCACGUGCGACUUGUAUCAUCCGGUGUCAAAGAUUAUUGUCGCCUCGUUGAUCAAAUUAGCCAUGUCCUUCGGCCGGGGGGGUUAAUCGAUUUGGCCGAAUUUGACUUCCAUGUAUACGACGAAAACCACCAGAGACUGGAGCCCGACACUCAUCAAGUCGGGCCUCCCUGGUGGGCUCGUUGGAUGACCUUUGUGAGAUUAGCCAUCCAACAGAUUGGCGGACACACGGAUGCUGCGACUCACUUAUGGGAUUGGGUCUCUAACCACCCCGCUUUUGAGCAGCCGGUGUAUAGAGAAUAUUGGAUGCCUAUUUGCUCAAGUCCCACCGACAGCGACCCCGGACGACAAUUAUGCCAACGGCUGAGCGGUGAUGCACUGAGCUUUUUGAGAGGGACGCGCCCUCUGCUGCUUGGAAGUGGGCUAGCAGAGGAUCUCGUCACAGAGCUCAUCACCCAUGCAGAGGCAGAGCAUCACGAAGCGAAGAUACUUCAGUAUACUCGGCUACAAUGUGUUUAUGCCCGGAAAAAGUCUGUUUGA
Laccaria bicolor S238N-H82 is the source of this 1188-nucleotide messenger RNA. RefSeq lists its product as uncharacterized. NCBI's taxonomy places the organism in Eukaryota, Fungi, Basidiomycota, Agaricomycetes, Agaricales, Hydnangiaceae. The record is from RefSeq and is a predicted model, not a curated record. The transcript has 7 exons. The coding region runs from base 1 to 1188 and encodes 395 amino acids. Gene Ontology annotation, molecular function: methyltransferase activity.